AUGUUCCGACCUCAGUGUGGUUUUCGACAAAUGUUAGUCUACUUUAUCCUAAAUUCUAUUCUCUACAGUUCCUGGCUGCUUGGCAUAUUUCCAUUUAAGUAUGAGCCUAAGACCAGAAGAUUACGUCGCUCCAAGUGGAUAAUCGUCUUUGGAAUUGCCCUGAGUUCUAGCCUGAUUUUCCUCAUGUUGAAACACGAUGGAGAGGCCCAGGAAGGAGAGGAGAAGUUGGAUGUAUUUCAGCGGAAUUUUGUACUGGAUCAAAUUAGUUUGCUAUUGGGAAUUGUCGGAGUGCUGACCAUAUGUGCCAUGUAUGUGCGAACCUUCUGGAGAAGCAGAAAUCUGGAGGAGAUAUACAACGAGCUGUUGAUACUGGAAGUGAAAUACUUUGGCUCUGAUUUUGUGGAGUGCCGCAAAUUCGAUAGUUUUGUGAUCCAAAAGGGAUUCCUCAUUGUCGGAGGAGUGGCUUCCACAUGGCUGGUGCACCUCGGAAUGCCCAAUCAAACGAUGCCAAUAAUGAAUGUCUUGGUAAUUUCGUUGGUCAAGUUCGGAACCGUUCUCCUUUCCAUACACUUUCAUCUUGGGCUGGCCUUCAUCUACCGAUUUGUAUGGCUCAUUAACAGAGAACUCCUCGACAUGGCUAACUAUUUAAGGGUCAAUCCUUCGGCUAGCUUCUCCAGAGUUCGACUUCUCCUCAAGCUCUACUGCAAACUGGUGGAUCUCUAUGGAAGACUAACCGAUUGCUAUGACUAUCAGACGGCCCUGAUGAUGGUUCUCUAUCUGGCAGCCAACAUCAUACUUUCUUUCUAUAUGAUCGUCUACACAAUCAGCUUGAGCCAGAUGUCCAUAUUCGUAAUGCUGAUCAUGUUUCCUCUGGCACUGCUCAAAAAUUUUCUAGACUUUUGGAUGAGCAUUGCCGUAUGUGAUUUGGUGGAAAAAACUGGCAGACAAACUUCAAUGAUUUUAAAGUUAUUCAAUGACAUUGAGAAUAUGAAUAAGGAGCUAGAGAGAAGUAUAUCAAACUUUGCCUUAUACUGCAGCCAUUGCAGAUUCAAAUUCCUUUACUGUGGACUGUUUCAUGUGAAUCGUGAGAUGGGUUUCGAAAUGCUCGUCACAAGCGUUCUGUACCUGCUCUUCUUGGUGCAGUUUGACUUUAUGAACUUGUGAUUCCCCAGGCUUUCAAUUAGUGGGGAUUUUCUCAAGAGCUGUCACUAAGUUUGCCAGGCAGACACAGUCGAGAGAUGCAAUAUUAAGCAGGUGACAUCAUGGCAAUAAAGGCUGAAUCACUGGCCCUACAAACUGUUGUCGUCAAGUGAAUAAGGCGAAU
Molecule: messenger RNA, 1324 nt
Organism: Drosophila rhopaloa
Lineage: Eukaryota; Metazoa; Arthropoda; Insecta; Diptera; Drosophilidae
Product: putative gustatory receptor 22d
Exons: 2
Coding region: 1-1164 (387 amino acids)
Biological process (GO): sensory perception of taste
Cellular component (GO): neuronal cell body; membrane; dendrite
Molecular function (GO): sweet taste receptor activity
Source: RefSeq, a predicted model, not a curated record